Messenger RNA from Manacus vitellinus (golden-collared manakin), 2149 nucleotides. It is a transcript of the gene PTPN11, whose product is annotated as protein tyrosine phosphatase non-receptor type 11. Gene Ontology annotation, biological process: protein dephosphorylation. Bases 1 to 1905 code for a protein of 634 amino acids. The record is from RefSeq and is a predicted model, not a curated record. The transcript has 16 exons. Lineage: Eukaryota; Metazoa; Chordata; Aves; Passeriformes; Pipridae. Gene Ontology annotation, molecular function: protein tyrosine phosphatase activity.
AUGGCGGAGCGGGAAUACCGCCCGAUGCCGCGGGCCAGGACGGGGUUCCUGCUGGCAUGGUGCUUCUUCACCCUCUUCUUCUUGUCCCCGGCUGCCUUUUGGCUCGGCUUCUAUUCUUUAUUUUUAAUCUCUUUUAGAUGGUUUCAUCCAAAUAUUACUGGGGUGGAGGCAGAAAACCUGCUGUUAACAAGAGGGGUGGAUGGCAGCUUCCUGGCCCGGCCCAGCAAAAGUAACCCAGGAGACUUUACCCUCUCUGUCAGACGAACUGGAGCCGUGACCCACAUCAAGAUCCAGAACACAGGGGACUACUAUGACCUGUACGGGGGAGAGAAGUUUGCCACGCUGGCUGAGCUGGUCCAGUACUACAUGGAACACCAUGGGCAGCUCAAGGAGAAGAAUGGAGAUGUCAUAGAGUUGAAAUAUCCACUGAAUUGUGCUGAUCCUACAUCAGAAAGGUGGUUUCAUGGACAUCUCUCUGGAAGAGAAGCUGAAAAGCUCUUAACAGAGAAAGGAAAACAUGGAAGUUUCCUUGUGCGGGAGAGCCAGAGCCACCCUGGGGACUUUGUCCUCUCUGUGAGGACAGGAGAUGAUAAAGGAGAGAGCAAUGAUGGCAAAUCCAAGGUGACACAUGUCAUGAUCCACUGCCAGGAGCUGAAAUAUGAUGUUGGUGGAGGGGAGAAGUUUGACUCUCUGACAGACCUGGUGGAACAUUACAAGAAGAACCCCAUGGUGGAGACUUUGGGCACAGUGUUGCAGCUCAAACAGCCCCUGAACACGACCCGAAUUAACGCCGCCGAGAUCGAGAGCCGCGUGCGGGAGCUCAGCAAACUGGCCGAGACCACGGACAAAGUCAAGCAGGGCUUCUGGGAGGAGUUUGAGACUCUGCAGCAGCAGGAAUGCAAACUCCUCUACAGCCGUAAGGAAGGGCAGCGCCAGGAGAACAAGAACAAAAAUAGAUACAAAAACAUCCUACCCUUUGAUCACACCAGAGUUGUUCUCCACGAUGGGGAUCCCAAUGAACCUGUUUCAGACUAUAUCAAUGCUAAUAUUAUUAUGCCUGAGUUUGAAACCAAGUGCAACAACUCAAAGCCAAAAAAAAGCUACAUUGCUACUCAAGGUUGCCUACAGAACACAGUGAAUGAUUUCUGGAGGAUGGUGUUCCAGGAGAAUUCCAGAGUUAUUGUUAUGACCACAAAAGAAGUGGAAAGAGGAAAGAGUAAAUGUGUCAAGUACUGGCCUGAUGAAUAUUCCCUGAAGGAAUACGGGGUGAUGCGUGUCCGGAAUGUUAAGGAGAGCGCAGCACAUGAUUACACGCUAAGAGAACUUAAACUUUCUAAAGUUGGGCAGGGGAACACAGAGAGAACAGUCUGGCAGUACCACUUCAGGACCUGGCCCGACCACGGCGUUCCCAGCGAUCCUGGCGGUGUCCUGGACUUCCUGGAGGAGGUGCACCACAAGCAGGAGAGCAUUCCUGAUGCUGGACCAGUCGUGGUCCACUGCAGUGCUGGGAUCGGACGAACAGGGACGUUCAUUGUGAUUGAUAUUCUCAUUGACAUCAUCAGAGAAAAAGGUGUGGACUGUGAUAUUGAUGUUCCAAAGACCAUCCAGAUGGUGAGAUCCCAGAGGUCAGGAAUGGUGCAGACAGAGGCCCAGUACAGGUUUAUUUACAUGGCAGUGCAGCACUACAUCGAAACCCUCCAGCGCAGGAUCGAGGAGGAGCAGAAGAGCAAGAGGAAAGGUCACGAGUACACAAACAUUAAAUAUUCUUUAUCGGACCAGACGAGUGGGGAUCAGAGCCCUCUCCCACCCUGCACCCCGACCCCAACCUGUCCAGAAAUGAGAGAAGAUAGUGCUAGAGUAUAUGAAAAUGUGGGGCUGAUGCAACAGCAGAAGAGUUUCAGAUGAGAAGAUGUUCAGAGCCUCCCAUGCCAAGGCAGAAAUUAAUCUGGUUUUUAAAAAGGUCAAGAAAGAGAUGGAAGAAGCUUCACAUGAACAGUGAACUCUGAGGGCUUGGUACCUUUUUAUUUACGGUUUUAAUCCUUCAACAGUAGGCAAAACUUCAGACCAUCUAAAGAUUGGUUUUUAUCUCUUCUCUCCAAUACCUGAUUUGCUCAUUUUCCAAAUAAAAGGAAAUCCCUUCUACAAUGUA